GUUGGGAUCUUUUGCAGGGUUUUCCCUCGUUUCACCACCUACAGCUACUUCAUCGCAGAGGAGACACCGAGGAAGAAAGAAUGGCAGUUAAUUUGGCAAGACGAUCUCUUAUAAGCUCCUCUGCAUCUGCAACAAGAAUCCUAAGCGGGUGCAAAUCAUCAUCAUCAUCAUCAUCUUUUGUUUCUGGAGCGAGUAAGGUUGGAGGAUUCACUCCUGCAAGGCCCACUUCUCAUGUUUCUCGGCAUAAGCUUUCCGUUUUCUCCAGGCUGCCAAUGGAGUUAGGUUGUGCACAGUCUUUGAUGCCAUUGCACAGUGUUACUGCUUCAGCAUUGUUCACCUCAAUGCUUUCUUUAAAGGGUGGAAACUGGGGAUGGCUCUCCGAAGGAUUUGCAACGCCUCUAUAGCAGGGUCAAUGGGUUUGUCCUCGUCAUUGUGUUAAAUAAUUUAUGUUGAGCUUCAAAGAAUAGCGAGCCAUGCAGUUGACAACUUUGACUCUCUUAUCUUCUUAUGAUAUUUGAGUUACGCCUUGACAUAUUUCAUUAUUCCUUUUGUUGUUCCAAUCUUCCAACCUGUUGAGAUGGUUAAUAAGAAAAUUCAUUAAAUUGUUGUUGGUUGAGAUAUUGCUUUUCCCCGUAUUACCAAAAAACGAAAUGUUUCUUUCUCCAUACAGCCAAGUAAGAUUUUCCUUG
This is a messenger RNA of Telopea speciosissima, 689 nucleotides long. RefSeq names its product protein NUCLEAR FUSION DEFECTIVE 6, mitochondrial-like. The transcript is spliced from 4 exons. The coding region runs from base 81 to 404 and encodes 107 amino acids. The record is from RefSeq and is a predicted model, not a curated record. Gene Ontology annotation, cellular component: mitochondrion. NCBI's taxonomy places the organism in Eukaryota, Viridiplantae, Streptophyta, Magnoliopsida, Proteales, Proteaceae.